AGUGAAUGGCAAUUUGAAAGAGAAGCUUCUUUGGGCAAGAAAAUCUUGGAAAAACUAUAAAAUACUGUUUUUUCUGUUUACUGUUCGUGUGGUAUACAUUUAUAAUUUGUAACAAUGGCUGAAGAAGAUGAGGAAAUUGGACACAGAGUGUUGGCUACAGUUAGACGCAAGCCCGAAGAAGAUACUGCGUUUCUUCAAUUCAUUGAAAUGGAAAAUUUUAAGUCCUACCGUGGCCACAUUGUAGUUGGUCCCUUAAAGCAAUUUAAUGCUGUUAUUGGUCCCAAUGGCUCUGGUAAAUCAAACUUCAUGGACGCAAUCAGUUUUGUUAUGGGUGAAAAAACAUCGAGCCUGCGUGUAAAGCGGCUGAACGAUUUAAUACACGGUUCAUCCAUUGGCAAGCCAGUGGCGCGCAGCUGCUAUGUGACGGCUAAAUUUAUUUUGGACGGGGAGAAGCAUAUGGAUUUUCAACGUGCCGUAAUAAGCGGAUCCUCGGAGUAUCGAAUAAAUGGCGAGAGCGUCUCAAGCAAUACUUACCUAAAUAAACUAGAAAAACUGGGCAUCAAUGUGAAGGCAAAGAACUUUUUAGUGUUCCAGGGCGCUGUAGAAAACAUUGCCAUGAAGACGCCCAAGGAGCGAACAGCUCUUUUCGAAGAAAUUAGCGGGUCGGGUUUGCUAAAGGAUGACUACAAUCGGCUCAAGCAGGAAAUGAUUGUCGCUGAAGAGGAGACACAGUUUACGUACCAGAAAAAAAAGGGAAUUGCUGCCGAGCGGAAGGAAGCCAAGCAUGAGAAAAUGGAGGCCGAACGUUACACACGUCUGCAAGAUGAAUAUAACGAAAAGCAAGUGGAAUAUCAAUUGUUUCGCUUAUUUCACGUUGAAAAGGAUGUACAGAAGUACAACGCGGACUUGGAGGUAAAGCAGCAAGAGUUGAAAGCCGUGGAGCACCGUAAAGAAGCUGCUGAUGAGGUGCUGCGCGAAAAGAAAAAAGAUGCUGGCAAAAUAACGCGAGACUUAGCUAAGAUUGACCAGGAGAUACGCGAGUUUGAAACACAGCUGAACAAACGACGUCCAUUAUACAUAAAAGCCAAGGAAAAGGUGGCGCAUUGCAAGAAGAAGUUGAUAUCCCUGCAAAAGACAUUGGAAACAGCGCGUGAGGCGGACAAUGCACAUCAGCAAGAUAUACAAAAGUUGGAAAAGCAAUUAAGCGACGUUGAGGUAUUAAAGAAGCGUUUUGAGGAUGAGAUCGAAAACGAGUCCCAAAGACGUGGAAAAAGCGUCAACAUGGAGGAGGGUCUCGUACAAGAAUAUGACCGCUUGAAACAGGAGGCCGAAGCAACUGCUACACAAUAUCGCUCCGAGCUGGAUUCAAUCAAUCGGGAGCAAAAAUCCGAGCAGGAUACUCUUGAUGGUGAAACAAAUCGCAGGGCGUCUGUGGAGGAAUCGUACAAGAAGCUUUCACUGCAGAGAGAAGAAGCAGUGAAGCGCAGAGAUAAGCUGAUGGAUCAUAUAAAAUCCUCUCAAGCGGCGCUCGAAGAACAGAAUCGCAUAAAGGAUGAACUGCGACGUGAUGUGGGCAGUUCAAAGGAAAAAAUUGCAGAGAAACAACGUGAGCUUGAGAAUGUUCGAGAUCAGUUGGGCGAUGCCAAGAGUGACAAGCACGAGGAUGCCCGUCGUAAAAAGAAACAGGAAGUAGUUGAGCUAUUUAAGAAACAAGUGCCCGGUGUUUACGAUCGCAUGAUUAACAUGUGCCAGCCCACACACAAACGCUACAACGUGGCCGUCACAAAGGUGUUGGGAAAGUUUAUGGAAGCGAUAAUUGUGGACACAGAGAAAACCGCGCGACAUUGCAUUCAGAUUUUAAAAGAGCAGAUGCUUGAGGUGGAGACCUUUCUACCACUAGAUUAUCUGCAGGUUAAACCCUUAAAGGAACGUCUCCGCAACAUCAGUGAUCCGCGCAAUGUGCGACUGGUGUUCGAUGUGCUUAAAUUCGAGCCACAAGAGAUUGAACGAGCUGUUCUGUUCGCCACUGGCAAUGCGCUGGUCUGCGAAACGCCAGAGGAUGCUAUGAAAGUAGCCUACGAAAUUGAUCGAUCUCGAUUUGAUGCCCUUGCGCUAGAUGGCACAUUCUAUCAAAAGUCCGGUCUCAUCUCUGGUGGCAGCCAUGACUUGGCACGCAAGGCGAAACGCUGGGAUGAAAAGCACAUGGCGCAACUCAAAAUGCAAAAGGAACGCCUUAAUGAGGAGCUCAAGGAAUUGGUUAAGAAGUCGCGCAAGCAAAGUGAGCUGGCAACGGUUGAAUCGCAGAUUAAGGGCCUCGAGAAUCGUCUGAAAUACAGCAUGGUGGACUUAGAGUCAUCAAAAAAAUCCAUUAGCCAGUACGAUAACCAAUUGAAGCAGGUGCAAAGCCAGUUGGAUGAUUGUGGACCUAAAAUUAACGAAAUUGAGCGUCGAAUGCAAGAUCGUGAAGAGCACAUACAGGAGAUCAAAGAGAACAUGAAUAAUGUGGAAGACAAAGUAUUUGCCGACUUCUGUCGUCGAUUGGGUGUUAAGAAUAUUCGACAAUAUGAAGAGCGUGAGCUGGUAAUGCAACAGGAGAGGGCGCGCAAACGUGCCGAGUUCGAGCAGCAAAUCGAUGGGAUUAACACUCAGCUGGACUUUGAGAAACAAAAGGACACACGGAAAAACGUUGAGCGCUGGGAACGCAGCGUGCAAGAUGAGGAAGAUGCACUGGAAGGUCUUAAAGCGGCCGAGGCGCGGUAUUUAAAAGAAAUGGAUGAGGAGAAGGAGAAAAUGGAGAAGUUCAAGCAGGAGAAGCAAGCCAAGAAGCAAGCAGUGGAUGAUAUGGAAGAGGAUAUAUCAAAAGCCCGUAGAGAUGUUGCCAACCUGGCCAAAGAAAUUCACAAUGUUGGCAGCCAAAUGUCUUCAACGGAGUCAAAAAUCGAAGCCAAGAAAAAUGAAAGACAAAAUAUAUUGCUGCAGGCCAAAACUGACUGCAUUGUGGUACCUUUAUUGCGUGGCUCGCUUGAUGAUGCAGUGCGACAAAGUGAUGCAGACAGCCUCGAACCAUCAACGUCAACAAUGCACGAUAACCUCAUUGAGGUUGACUAUCGAUCGCUUCCACGCGAAUUGUGCAAGCUUAAAGACGACUCUGCCUUCAAGAAAACCAACGAACAGCUGCAGAAAGAUUUGCAAAGCAAACUUGAUAUUCUGGAGCGCAUACAAACACCAAAUAUGAAAGCGAUGCAAAAACUAGAUCUGGUUACAGAGAAAGUACAGUCCACAAAUGAAGAGUUCGAGAAUGCCAGGCGUAAAGCCAAAAAGGCCAAAGCGGCAUUCGAGAAAGUAAAGAAUGAGCGCUCGUCGCGAUUCGUGCAAUGCUGUCAGCAUAUAUCCGAUGCUAUAGAUGGUAUUUACAAGAAGCUGGCUCGCAAUGAGGCUGCCCAGGCAUACAUUGGCCCCGAUAAUCCCGAAGAACCGUAUCUCGAUGGCAUCAAUUACAAUUGUGUAGCACCCGGUAAACGUUUCCAGCCAAUGAGUAAUUUGAGUGGUGGAGAAAAGACUAUUGCUGCUCUUGCGUUACUCUUCUCUACGCACAGCUAUCAUCCAGCGCCAUUUUUUGUACUUGACGAGAUCGAUGCCGCUUUGGAUAACACAAACAUUGGCAAAGUCGCUUCAUAUAUUCGAGAUCACACAACAAAUUUGCAGACGAUUGUCAUAUCCCUAAAGGAGGAGUUCUAUGGUCAUGCUGAUGCGCUAGUCGGCAUCACACCUGCGGAGGGCGAUUGUCUCAUAUCUAAUGUCUAUAUAAUUGAUUUGACUUGCUAUGAGGACAAAUGACGUUUCGACUUUUACUAGAGUUAAGCAUAAAAUAUUAUUUAUAAUCGAAACUUCAGACUACAGUUCAAAAAGUAAUAAACCAUUUUAUGAUUUU
Molecule: messenger RNA, 3931 nt
Organism: Drosophila hydei
Lineage: Eukaryota; Metazoa; Arthropoda; Insecta; Diptera; Drosophilidae
Gene: SMC1
Product: structural maintenance of chromosomes protein 1A
Exons: 11
Coding region: 115-3837 (1240 amino acids)
Biological process (GO): sister chromatid cohesion
Cellular component (GO): nucleus; chromosome; cohesin complex
Molecular function (GO): protein binding; ATP binding; DNA binding
Source: RefSeq, a predicted model, not a curated record